UAUGAAUUCCAGAAAGUCCAUAUCAUCAUUUCUGUAUGGGAUUACGACAAGAUGAGUAAGAACGACUUCAUUGGGGAGGUUACGCUCGCAUCACAAGCGCUGAAUCUUCCACAGGUCACCCAUGCUUGUUACGAGCAAUGGGCUGAAAUGAUGACAUCACGACGACCCGUAGUUCAAUGGCAUACACUACAAGAACGGAUGGAAAAAGAAAAGGACCGAAGUAAGUCGAAAGAUUAG
Molecule: messenger RNA, 237 nt
Organism: Haemonchus placei
Lineage: Eukaryota; Metazoa; Nematoda; Chromadorea; Rhabditida; Trichostrongylidae
Source: the annotation of a GenBank genome assembly